Paramecium tetraurelia is the source of this 918-nucleotide messenger RNA. RefSeq lists its product as uncharacterized. The transcript has a single exon. The record is from RefSeq and is a predicted model, not a curated record. NCBI's taxonomy places the organism in Eukaryota, Ciliophora, Oligohymenophorea, Peniculida, Parameciidae.
AUGAGUGAAUUUAGAGAUAAAUAAUCUAAAUUGAUUUUAGAAAUAGAAAAUGAAAAAUCACAUCAUCUAUAAUUAAAAAAAGAAAAUGAGAAAUUAACAUGUGAAUUCAAAGAUCAAGAAAAUAAAAUGUUGGAGCAAUUUGAAUAAGGAAAAUCACAACAAAUGCAAUUAUAAAAGGAAAAUGAAAAAUUAACACAUGAAUUUAAAGAAAAAGAAAUCAAAAUGUUGAAAGAUGUUGAACAUUAAAAACUACAAUAUUAACAAAUAUAAAAUGAAAAUGAUAGAUUAACUAAUGAAUUCAAAGAAAAAGAAACUAAAAUGUUGAAGGAAAUUGAAUAAGAACAGUUAUAAAAUAAGGAAUUAUAAAAGGAAAAUGAAAGACUAACAACGGAAUUCAGAGAAAGAGAAGCUAAAAUGUUAAAGGAAAUUGAAAAUGAAAAAUUGUCAUAUAUACAAUUAUAAAAAGAAAAUGAGACUUUAACAAAUGAAUUUAAAGACAAAGAAACUAAAAUUUUGUAAGAAAUUGACCAUGAAAAGAUUCAACAUUUGCAAUUAUAGAAAGAAAAUGAAAAAUUAACACAUGAAUUUAGAGAUAAAGAAUCUAAAUUGAUCUUAGAAAUUGAACAUGAAAAACUACAGCUUUUACAUUAAAAAAAAGAAAAUGCAAAUUAAAUAAAUGAAUUUAGAGAUAGAGAAACUAAAAUGUUGGAAGAAAUUGACCAUGAAAAGCUUCAACAUUUGCAAUUAUAAAAAGAAAUUGAAAAAUUGACAAAUGAAUUUAGAAAUAAGGAAUCUAAAUUUAAUUUAGAAAUAGAACAUGAAAAAUUACAACAUCUAUAAUUAAAAUAAGAAAAUGAAACUUUAUAAAAUUAAUUCAAAGAUUAAGAAAAUUAAAAUGUUGAAGGAAAUAGAACAUGA